This is a messenger RNA of Colletotrichum aenigma, 1617 nucleotides long. It is a transcript of the gene MCPB-2, whose product is annotated as Carboxypeptidase 2. Lineage: Eukaryota; Fungi; Ascomycota; Sordariomycetes; Glomerellales; Glomerellaceae. The transcript is spliced from 2 exons. The coding region runs from base 1 to 1617 and encodes 538 amino acids. Gene Ontology annotation, molecular function: zinc ion binding; metallocarboxypeptidase activity. Gene Ontology annotation, biological process: proteolysis. The record is from RefSeq and is a predicted model, not a curated record.
AUGUUGCCGACGUCUCGCCUUGGCCUCAUUGGCCUCUCACUGCUCGCCUCAGCGGAGGCCGCCAAGUACGGAUACAACCACGUUACCGUCCGCCAAGACAGCGAUGCCAUCGCAGCCAACUUCCAAGCCAUCGAGGGUGUAGACUUGCUGUCGCCCGCGUUUCUGAGCCCGGAGACGAUCCCAACCGGCUUCGCUGAAGGCACGCAGGGACCUACUGCGGAUGAUGUUCUUGACACCUUUGUUCAAGAUCUCGCCGACAAGAACAGCUGGUUGACCUACAACAAAGCGAACUUCACCUCGGAGGAGGGCCGCCCGUUCCCCUACCUCCACCUCACCUCAGGAUCCGCCAAGUCUCGAAGGGCAGCCAACUCGACCGGCAAGGUGCGCGUCUGGCUUCAGGGCGCCGUCCACGGCAACGAGCCUGCCGGCGAUCAAUCUAUGCUGGCCCUCUUGGGCGCACUUGACGCGAACCAGACCUGGACGGCCUCGCUCCUCGAGAAGCUUGACAUCGUCAUUCUGCCUCGCUACAACCCCGACGGCGUCUUCUACUUCCAGCGCACCCUGGCCACCAACUACGACCCGAACCGCGACCAUGUGAAGCUCGCCCGCAAGCAGACGCGCGACAUCAAGUCCCUCUUCAACGAGUUCAACCCCCACGUGGCCGUUGACAUGCACGAGUACAGCGCCACCGCCCGCUACGGCAGCUACUACCACGCCGCCGACGGCCUCUUCUCCGCCGCGAAGAACCUCAACAUCCACCCCGACAUUCGCUCUCUGUCCGAGGAGCUGUUUGCCAAGAACAUCGGUUCCGCAAUGGAGUCUCGCGGCCUGCGCUGGGAGCCCUACGUGACGGGAUCCACCAGCACCAACCCCGAGUUCAAGCCCACCUUCGCCGAGGCCGGUUCCGACGCCAAGAUCGGCCGCAACGCCAUGGGCCUCACUCAGUGCGUGACUUUCCUGAUCGAGAUGCGCGGCAUUUACCUCGCUGAUCAGGAAUUCCAACGCCGCACCGUCGCGGGUCUCACCAUGGCCUCGAGCGUGCUGCAGACUGCUGCCGACAACGCGGACAAGGUGUACACCACCAUCGAGUCCUCCAUCGCCGACUUCAAGACUAACGACGCCGAGAUCAUCGUCACCGACUCCUCGCCCACUGUCCAGCGCACCUUUACCAUGGUGAACAUCAACAACGGCUCCGUCGUGCAGGUCCCCAUCAACUUUGGCUCAACGACCCCCGUGACUGCCAACAUCACCCGCGCGCGUCCCGAAGCCUACCUCAUCCCCGCAUCAUGGGCCGACCUCGCCGAGCGCCUGUGCGUCGGCGGACUUGAGGUUGAGACCCUCGGCGAGCCGUACAAGGGCACCGUCGAGGCUUACACCAUCACCUCUGCGGAGUUCGAGACUGGAUACUACGAGGGCGUCGUCCGCGCCACCGUCACCACUGAGCCUCUCACAAGAGAAGUUAAUCUGCCUGCCGGUAGCUUCCUCGUCAGCACGAAGCAGAAAAACGCCGCGCUGGCGUUCGUUGCACUCGAGCCCGAGAACAUUGACUCCUACGCAAGCUUCAACAUCGUGCCCGUCGAGGAGGGUGACGAGUACCCCAUCUACAGGGUCCUCUGA